Metarhizium brunneum ARSEF 3297 is the source of this 1242-nucleotide messenger RNA. RefSeq names its product Mitochondrial protein import protein (gene mas5). Gene Ontology annotation, biological process: response to heat; protein refolding. Lineage: Eukaryota; Fungi; Ascomycota; Sordariomycetes; Hypocreales; Clavicipitaceae. Gene Ontology annotation, cellular component: cytosol; cytoplasm; nucleus. Gene Ontology annotation, molecular function: ATP binding; Hsp70 protein binding. The record is from RefSeq and is a predicted model, not a curated record.
AUGUCAAGCGAAGACUACUACGUGAUCCUUGGGAUCGAGCGUACCGCAUCAGAGGCUGAAAUCAAGAAGGCCUACAGAAAGACGGCUUUGCAAAACCACCCUGACAAAAACCCUGGCAAUGCCGAAGCCGAAGCAAAAUUCAAGCUCGCCACAGAGGCAUACGAAGUCCUAACCGACUCUCAAAAGCGAUCAAUCUACGACCAGUAUGGUAAAGAGGGCCUUAAUGGUGCUGGGGGCGGCAGCGGCAUGCCCGCCGAGGACCUAUUCGCCCAGUUCUUUGGAGGCGGUGGUUUCGGCGGUAUGGGAGGCAUGUUCGGCGGCGGCAGCAGUCGUGGUCCCCCCAAGGCUCGCACCAUUCACCACACUCACAAGGUCUCUCUCGAAGACAUCUACCGUGGCAAGGUUUCCAAGCUGGCUUUACAGAGAUCCAUCAUCUGCCCCAAGUGCGAGGGCCUGGGCGGUAAGAAGGGUGCUGUUAGCAAGUGCGCGGGCUGCGACGGCCAUGGUAUGAAGACCAUGAUGCGCCAGAUGGGUCCCAUGAUUCAGCGCUUCCAGACUGUAUGCCCGGAUUGCAACGGUGAAGGUGAGAUCAUCAAAGAGAAGGACCGUUGCAAGCAGUGCAAUGGCAAGAAGACGAUUGUCGACAGAAAAGUCCUGCAUGUCCACGUCGAUAAGGGAGUACGCAGUGGCACAAAGGUCGAGUUCCGCGGCGAGGGUGACCAGUCCCCCGGAGUACAGGCUGGCGACGUUGUUUUCGAGAUUGAGCAGAAGCCUCACGCUCGAUUCACCCGCAAGGAUGACGAUUUGCUUUACAAAUGCGACAUUGAGCUCGUCACUGCCUUGGCCGGCGGCACUAUUUACAUUGAGCACCUCGAUGAUCGCUGGCUUGCUAUUGACAUAUUACCUGGCGAGGCUAUUGCUCCCGAAUCCAUCAAGAUGGUCCGUGGGCAGGGAAUGCCAUCCCAUCGCCACCACAAUUUCGGUAACCUGUUUAUCCACUUCAAUGUCAAGUUCCCUGAGAAGAACUGGACUCAGGAUCAAUCUGCCUUCGCCGCCCUCCAGAAGAUUCUCCCUCAACCGUCUGUCCAGAACAUCCCUCCCACUGAUGCCAUGACCGAACCCGCCGAUCUGGAAGAUAUGGAUGGCCAGUCACAGAACCGAGUCUUUGGCAGCCCUGGCAUGGACGAGGACGAGGACGACGGCCACCCCGGCGCCGAGCGUGUCCAGUGCGCUUCACAGUAA